AUGUUGUCACAAAACCCAGACAACGACGCGACCGGUGUCCAGUUAGAGGACAUGGCGCACUCGACGGCUACGCCGUCUGACGCAGAAGCCAUCCAGACACUCUUGGAUGUCUUCAGUGCCACACCGGAACUCACCAUGUCGAAUGACUUGAAUGAGUUUCUCACUUCGCCCCUAAUCGACUCUCCCUUCGAUGAUGAGCUGCUCACCACGCCCGCAUGUGGCUCCGCGGACAACAAUGCGGACAUCCUCACGAGUCCGCUUUUGGAUGAUUUCGGUGGUGACUCGUUCGGCGAACUCCCAUCUCUCUUUGAUGAUUUCAGUACUAUUUAUCCCCCAUGCAAGCCCGCUGAAUUCCAUCACAUCCCCCAACCCAAUUUCGAUGAAUUGUAUCAAAUGUCCCCCGACACUCCAAUGCUCAACACUCCACUCGAAUCACCCCUCGACUCGCCUGCCAACCGUCGUCCACCGCAGCGGAAGGUGUCUGUCACUGGCACGCGCAAGAACCUUACGCCGGAGGCCCUUGUCCCUAUCGACGCUCCCACGCAGCAGCGUAAAUACCUUACCCCGUCAGCGACCUCUCGCAAGGAAGUUCCUGCUGUCUUCGCUCGGAAGCGGGCGCGUGUAACCGCUUUCGGUGACGAGCAAGACGAGCUCACUGAGGAUGUGCGCAUCGUCCCUUCCAUGACUGAGCAGGAGCAGAUUGAAGCAAAAAGGCGCCAAAACACAAUCGCUGCACGACGAAGUCGCAAGCGCAAACUGGAGUACCAACGCGAGUUGGAGGAGAGUAUUGAGCAGUACAAGCGUGAGAGUGAGAUCUGGAAAUCGAGGGCCAUGACUUACCAGGCCCUACUGCGGAGUCAUAAUGUCGAGUAUCCCGAGUUUCCAGACCCAUGA
This is a messenger RNA of Suillus bovinus, 894 nucleotides long. RefSeq lists its product as uncharacterized. Gene Ontology annotation, biological process: regulation of DNA-templated transcription. The coding region runs from base 1 to 894 and encodes 297 amino acids. Lineage: Eukaryota; Fungi; Basidiomycota; Agaricomycetes; Boletales; Suillaceae. The transcript has 2 exons. The record is from RefSeq and is a predicted model, not a curated record. Gene Ontology annotation, molecular function: DNA-binding transcription factor activity.